Bufo gargarizans (Asiatic toad) is the source of this 6617-nucleotide messenger RNA. It is a transcript of the gene USP43, whose product is annotated as ubiquitin specific peptidase 43. NCBI's taxonomy places the organism in Eukaryota, Metazoa, Chordata, Amphibia, Anura, Bufonidae. The transcript is spliced from 15 exons. Bases 263 to 3712 code for a protein of 1149 amino acids. The record is from RefSeq and is a predicted model, not a curated record. Gene Ontology annotation, biological process: protein deubiquitination. Gene Ontology annotation, molecular function: cysteine-type deubiquitinase activity.
CCCAGGCAGCAGAUCCACACAGCAGAGCUGACACCGCUGAGCUCCAGGACAGGAUGGUCACACACCUGCCCCGGCCAGGUAGGACGUGUCCACCUCUAUGGGGUGACAGGUUUCCCCUUCCCGCAGUCAUGGGGAGAUUGGAUCUGUAAUUCAGGCUUGUAGCAAUAGCCACCUGAAGUCCUGCUUCCUUCUUCCUGGUCAACCUGUGCACAGCCCUGCAGGUAGAGUAGAGUCUGCAAGACUCCCAGGUGAAGAAGAAGACAUGGAGGAGCAACACAAGGAGAGCAAAGACAAGAGCCAGGGCUCCAAGAAGCUCUUCAGGAGCAAGUCCCUCAGGUCUGUGGGAAAUUUCAUGCAGAGGAUCCUGAAAACUUUGAGCAAUUUGUCUCACCUGGUGGAUGGAGAGCAUAACAACUUGAACGUGGAGGAUGACGAUGGGGGCUUCAAGCAGAAAACCUACCCCGGAGAAGCCAAAGGCUCUGCAAAUGAGGAUUAUAGAGUUGUCCAAGGAGGUGACGGCAACAAUAACCUGGGUAAAGCUCAUGUGAUGCUUAAAUCUCAGGAGAGGUCUUCCUUGAGCUCAGAGGACAAGGUUCCUGGCGUCCAGGGGCUGAAGAACCAUGGAAACACCUGCUUUAUGAAUGCUGUGGUCCAGUGCUUGAGUAACACUGACCUCCUGGCGGAGUACCUGGGGAUGGAGCAGUUCAGGGCAGAACUCAACAGGACUAAGGGGGAUGAGGGUCUUCAGAAGGGGUCUACAGAGGAGAACUCACUGGUUGGAAAAGGGGAGGUCACUGAGAGGUUGGCCACCUUGGUCAGAGGCCUAUGGACAUUUGAGUACACCCCUCAACUUUCUGCAGAGUUUAAGAAUGUCGUGGCCAAGUAUGGCUCCCAGUUUCGGGGGAAUUCACAACACGAUGCCUUGGAGUUUCUUCUGUGGCUACUGGACCGGGUCCAUGAAGAUCUCAACUCACCAUCUCAGAAGUCCAAGAUGUCGGUCAAGCCCCCGGGUUCCGAUCACGGCUCUGUGAGCUCCGUACCCUCCUCACCCACGGAGAGCUUUGUCAAAGAGCAUUUUCAAGCUCAGUACAGAUCUUCCCUCACUUGUCCGCACUGCCAGAAGCAGAGCGACACUUAUGACCCCUUCCUGUGCGUUUCUUUGCCCAUUCCCCUGCGACAGACAAGAGCCCUGAACGUUACUUUAGUUUUCCAAACCAAGCAGCAGCGGUUCCUCCGCAUAGGUCUGGCCGUGCCGUUGUUUGGCACCGUUGCAAGUCUACGUCAGAUGGUGGCCGAUCUGGGCAAAGUUCCUUCAGAUCAGGUGAUCCUCGUUGAGUUACACUCCAGCGGCUUCCAAAGAUCCUUCUCCGAUGAUGAAGACCUGAACACCAUUGCUGAAGGAGACCCGAUCUACGCCAUUCAGGUCCCUCUGGCCUUAAACAAACUAUCGGCCUCUAGUAGGAGCUCAGGGUAUCCUCACAGCCUUCCCUCCUCCCCCCGCUGCUUCGAUCAAGAUGUGCCAAAGUUACCUGGAGGAGGCUCCAUCUCAUCUGAGUUCCUGGCAUCAAGUUCUAAACUUCUUCUACUUCUGUGCAAUUUGGAAAGUGGGAGUCAGCAGGCAGCAAGGUUUGGACCGCCACUGGUUUUACGGGAGGACAGGGCAGUAUCCUGGGAUCAACUGGAGCAAAGCAUCUUGGGAAAGAUCCGAUAUUUGAUGAAGAGUGACGCUCACCCUUCAGGCGGAGGAGUGAUCUUCAAUGUCUGUGUGGUGGGGGCGCCAGUGAGCAGCUGUUAUUUGUCAUCCAAGGAUGCCCGACCCCUUCAGCACCCAUCCGUGAGCAGGGCUCUGCAACUAUGCGGGACUGGAGGACCACCUCAUGUGAAGCUGGCUAUAGAAUGGGAGCCCAGAGUCAAAGAGAGAUUAUUUGGGAGUAUACAGGAGGAAGUGGUUCAGGAUGAUGAAUCUGUAAGAAGUCAACAACUGGAUCACCAGCAGCAGACCUGCACCCUAAACGAGUGCUUCCAGCUGUAUACAAAGGAGGAGCAGUUGGCUCCAGAUGAUGCUUGGAGGUGUCCCCACUGUAAGGUGCUGCAGCAAGGUACAGUCAAACUGAGCCUAUGGACCCUCCCAGAUAUUCUCAUCAUUCAUCUCAAGAGGUUCCGGCAGGUCGGUGGCCGCAGGAACAAGUUGUCUACUCUAGUCAAGUUCCCCUUGAGAGGGCUGGAUAUGGCACCACAUGUCGUUAAGCGAGGCCAGGGAAGCAAACGUCCCUUAGGACAAUGGUCAUCCUGGAAGCAGCCUUCAUACCAACUGGACAAUGGGAACCUGGAUGUACUAUAUGAUUUGUACGCAGUGUGUAACCAUCAUGGAAACUUACAGGGAGGUCACUACACAGCCUACUGCCGGAACUCUGUGGAUGCCCGCUGGUACAGUUACGAUGACAGCAAUGUGGAACACGUUAUUGAGGAUGAGGUCUGCACCCGAGGGGCCUAUCUUCUAUUCUAUCAAAAGAGGAAUGCCAUUCCAGUCUGGUCUGCCAGCAGCUCUGCUAAAGGGUCCACAAGCUCGGCCAUGUCUGAUCACUGGGUCUUAAGGCUGAACGGAAGCAAAAGAGAGAGCCUUGGGUCUCGAGCAACAACUAACUCCACUCCAGUACCGAAAAUACCAGACUCUCCCAUCUUUCUUGAGAAGGAAAUGAACAUGGAGAAAGGGUCAAAGUCUUUUGCCCGAGGAGUGAAAGGCCGCAGUGCAAGUAUGAGAGUGUCUUCAGCUUCUAAACUGAAGUUGAGCAUCAGUAAAGCCAUGCCUCUCAGGUGGUCAUUUGGAUCUAAGGACAAGGCGAAGCCUGAGACUCGUGAGCUAGUGGAAUACUUGGAAUCGGGAAGACGACCGAAGUACACCAAUGAGCCCAUUGUGCCCAUGAUGACUAAUGCAGAAAAAUCAGCCAACGGAGUUCCUCUAAACUUAAGCCAAUCAAAUGGCAAUGGUGCCAAUGGGAAAAGCUCUACAAAUGAACAGUCCAGACCAUUAUCCUCAUCUACAAAGAUGGACACCUUAAGGGGUAAACCAAAGGAGAAACUGUCCCAUCAGGAUAGUACUGUGCAAGCUAGAAAGGCAUAUGGGUCUACACAGUCCCAAAGCAAAGACAGAACCUCAAGUGGUGAAAGUCCAGUUGUUUCACCCCCAAAUAAUGCUGUGAAAGUCAAAGCUUCUUCAGGUCAAAAGGGAGAUAUUAACCAAAAACACCAUACAAAAGAUAACAGAGCAGACAAGACCAAACCCUCUGAAGGAGAAUCAGACGGGAAGUCAAACAAGUUGAGGACCAAUUUAUUGAAGAAAGAGCAAAGGAGACAGAGUAACUCUGAGAUCCCAACCCUAUCCGAGCUCCAUAAUGGCAUCUCAAGGACUUCACUAUCUAAUGGGGUUGUAGUGUCUGAUGGGAGAACUAGUGGUACGAUGCCCUGGAAGCAGAAAGAGGAUCUCUCCAACAAUAAAUCUAUAAUGGACAUCAGAAGAUCGCAUAGUUCAACCAGUGUCCAGACAAAAGCAGACUGGACCAUGAAGAAGUCCCUGUACAGAAAUGGAAGUGCAACUCAUCAGUCAUCCAGACAGGUAGUCGCUGAGAAGACAUCUUCAAGUCCUCUGCAAAGAAUGAAAUACCAAACUUCCUCCCUUGGCAGGAAGAAAACUGUGCCUGAGUCCAGCUUCUAAUGACUGCUCACAUCUAAUGGGCCUAAUGGCCGAUUUGGGAUAAAAUUGGCACCAUACUAAAACUUUCGUAUAACCCCAUCUGCCAUCUGGUAUAGGACUACGUGUUACUUGUUCACAAAAUUCACUACAGUUACCUUCAUCCUUCAAAAUUGUUCAAAGUGGAUAAGAUGGUCCUGAUCUUCUAGCAGAAGACUCUCGAUGAUCGAGCAGGUCUUCCAUGUUUCAUAUCAACCUGCAUAGCAGGAGAAACCUCCUUCCUAUUCAAAUUAGCUCUCCUCCAGAAGGAAGAAUAGUGCCACCUAUGGGUAAGUAAAUGUCUCGCCCUUUUAAUCAGCCGUGGAGCAUGACUUAGGACUUCAUCUAGUCAUGUUUCAAGGCUCUUUUAUGGGUUGGACAUUGGCUCUCAGGAUAGCUACCUACAGGUGGCACUAGAGAGAGAGUUUUUUGUGACAUUAAUUUCCUAGGAAUUGGCGAUGCCCCCAACAUAUGAAGAAUGAUUUCAUGUGCAAUAAUGGCCACCGUUACUACAUAAAAUGGCCACCGAAAUAAUUUUUUGUGGAUCAAAAUGCAAACUUUUUCACAUUUUUACAUUCCACAUUAUUACAGACCACAUCAUAGGACGCACACUGUAUAUGGCAGGAUAUUAUACUCAUGUAGAUAUUGUAUUAUUUUUUUUACAGAAAAAUCUACUGAGAUGAAGACAGUAUAAACAGACCAGUAAAUAUUUGUGAAGGAGUCCUCUGUGUUUUUAUAAAUAAAGUUAUAACAGAGGAUCACAUGACCUCGCCCAAACAUUGUAAUUUAUAUAUACUUUAUAUUACAAUAUAUUAACUUUUCACUUGCUUGUUUCAAGUACCUUUUAACAAGUAACAACUGAAAAAAAAACCUUAAAGGGUGUGUCUACUUCUGCAACCACAGUUUUUUUUUAUUGUGCCAAUGCAUUUGUUGCAAAAAAUUAAGCAACUUUGCAAAUAGUUUUGCUCAAAAAUCUCCAACUCUCUUGUGUCUACAGUUCCUUUGCAGCCCAAUGUGUCUCCAUGGUGACAGACAACAAACCAACUGUGUGUAGUCUAGUCCUGCAGACACACUCCAUUUUGCCAUUUCCUAACUAUAGGGUCAGACUACACAUGGGUUUAUUGUAGUCUGUCACCAUGGAUACACACAGAUCUGCAGAAGAGCUGUAGACACAAUACUUUUAAUCAGGGCUUUUUGCACAGUUGCUUUGUCUUUUAGCCUUAGAGCAAUAAAAUGUUUGCAAAAUUAUUCAUACCCUUUAUAAAAUAUAUAUUUGUAAUAGCUUAAUAUUAUGCUUAGACAUAAUACAGCACACACAGUACAAUAUUUAAUCUCAGGUGAGGCUAAAAUAUACACACAUUGUAACGUUCCAUUAAUCCAGAAUCUAAAAGUUGGGGAUUUUUAAUUGCAUAGAUUACACUACUAACCAGUAACCGGGCAGAUUCUGGAUUAAAGGAAUUCUAUGUGUAUGUACUUAGCAUCUAUUCAUAUAUGAAGGAUUGAUCCAAAAAUGUAAAUUUUUCUUCCGACCCCAGAGAACUUUGUAAAUCUGUAGAGUUUCGCACAUAAUCUGAAUGUUAAUCCACCUCAGGUUUUCAGAUACAUUCUUAAAGGGGAAAAAAAUUAAUCUCAACAUUUUUGCACUGAAUCAAGUGGGAUCGUCCCCUGAAAAUGGUUUUAUGGAAUAAUAAAUAAAAAAAAAAUUGUUUUCUUUCUAUAUGUGGAAAUGUAAUAUAUUUAAUAUGAAAAAGGUGGCAGCCAUUUUAAAGGUUUUAUGGGAUAAUCUGAAUGUAUGACUGCCCCCUGGUCUUGGUACCUGGUAUACUUUAAGCACUGUGUCUAUAUCUCCUUAGAAGACAUUUUUUUUAACACAUAUCACAACAUUUUAAGACCAAAUUGUACGACCUUUUAAACCCACCCCCCGUUAUGUUCGGCACUCCCAUUUUAUGCAGAUAUACAUAAGCUCUGCCCCUUCAUGAUCCCGUUUGCUGGAUAGUCAUGCACAAACGACUGUUGGGAGGUAUGAAAUUAUAUAACUUGUUUUUAAAGAAAAUUAAGAGGUCAUUCACAAAUUUUUAACGUUAUCAGUCAAAGCAAUAACGCCACCUAGAGGCUAUAAGAGCACAUUGCCCAUCAUUAGGACAACACAAUGUACAAGUCAUUUAUGUCUAAUGAAAUGCAUCGUGGGGAGAAAUAUACUUAAAGGGAUUGUCCAGGAUUUGAAAACAUGGCUAUUUUCUUCCAGAAACAGCACCACCACUGUCCUUAGGUUGUAUCUGGUAUUUCAGUUCAGCUCCACUGAAGUGAAUCUGAUCAGGUGUGAAGCUGUUAUUGAAAGAAGUUAGCCAUGUUUUUCUAUUCAUGGACAAACCCUUUAAAUUUACACAAGAGACUCAAAAUGGUGACUUGGUGAAAGAAAAAAAAUGACAGAAUAAUGGCGUAAAUCACUACUAUUUCAAUAUUUAUUUUUUAAUGGUCCAAACAAUAUAUAAAAAAACAAAAAAAACUAAAAUACAAAAUAAUAAAAAACAAAAAUUACUUGAAAUAUAAAAUGAAAAAUAAUGAAAAAAAAUAAAUAAAAUUUUAUAAAAAUAAAAAAUGGCUGCCACCGAGGUAGAUUGCACACUGAAGGAUUCUGGGUAAGGACAAUCUCAUACUGCGGGAGAUGAAUGUCAAGUCUAUUUAUUAAAGCUGCAUCUUAUGGCUGGAUAUAUGAUGUCUGUCGCUAUACAGGCCUUAUGAAGGCAAACAUUUUGGUAAGAGAGACAUGUACAAAAAUUUUGUCAGGUGUUUUUACUAUGAACUUCUAUGCAAAAAUUAUUUUUCUGGAUUGUUUUUUUUUGUAUCUAUUUCUAUUUGUGUCUUUUUUUUUUUCCAAAUUAAAAUGUAA